Molecule: messenger RNA, 1124 nt
Organism: Rhinolophus ferrumequinum (greater horseshoe bat)
Lineage: Eukaryota; Metazoa; Chordata; Mammalia; Chiroptera; Rhinolophidae
Gene: C1QL2
Product: complement C1q like 2
Exons: 2
Coding region: 33-896 (287 amino acids)
Molecular function (GO): protein binding
Source: RefSeq, a predicted model, not a curated record
CCUGCCUGGCGGCCGUCGGCGUGCUCCUGGCCAUGGCGCUGGGGCUGCUCAUCGCGGUGCCUCUACUGCUGCAGGCGGCGCCCCCCGGCGCGGCGCACUACGAGAUGCUGGGCACCUGCCGAAUGACCUGCGACCCGUACAGCGCCGCAGCCGGCGGAGGGCCCGCGGGCGCCAAGGCGCCGCCGCCGGGACCCAGCACUGCCGCCCUGGAAGUCAUGCAGGACCUGAGCGCCAACCCUCCGCCCCCUUUCAUCCAGGGACCCAAGGGCGACCCGGGGCGACCCGGCAAGCCGGGGCCGCGGGGGCCCCCUGGAGAGCCGGGCCCGCCUGGACCCAGGGGUCCCCCGGGGGAGAAGGGCGACUCCGGGCGGCCCGGGCUGCCAGGACUGCAGCUGACGGCGGGAGCAGCAGGAGGUGUCGGGGUGGUGGGUGGCGGAACUGCGGGCGGCGGCGACUCUGACGGCGAAGUGACCAGCGCGCUCAGUGCCGCCUUCAGCGGUCCAAAGAUCGCCUUCUACGUGGGUCUCAAGAGCCCUCACGAAGGCUACGAGGUGCUCAAGUUCGACGACGUAGUCACCAAUCUCGGUAAUCACUACGACCCCACUACAGGCAAGUUCAGCUGCCAGGUGCGCGGCAUCUACUUCUUCACCUACCACAUCCUUAUGCGCGGCGGGGACGGCACCAGCAUGUGGGCAGACCUCUGCAAGAACGGGCAGGUCCGGGCCAGCGCCAUCGCACAGGAUGCCGACCAAAACUACGACUACGCCAGUAACAGCGUGGUGCUGCACCUGGAUUCUGGGGACGAGGUGUACGUGAAGCUGGACGGUGGGAAGGCGCACGGAGGCAAUAACAACAAGUACAGCACGUUCUCGGGCUUUCUUCUAUACCCGGACUAAGGGCACAGGGAACGCGAAGUGGGGUGGCUUCAGGCCGCCCUGUGCCCAAGGGGGCGCGCUGUUCCCUGGCAAGGACCACUCUCGCUUCAUGAUACUUCCAGACAUCGUUGGAAAAGACACAUCCCUGCUGUCCUCCCUGCCCCAGUCCUGGCCUCAAUGUGUCUGCGACUCACCACGCUCUGGGCAGUGCUCCUGGUCCCUGUCCCCAACCCAGGGAGGGAGAGGGUG